AUUUCCUCAAGAUUUGUGAUGUACAAGACACAGCCUUGGCUUUAUCUCUCAGGAAACACGACUACCAAACAGCUCGGAGACCUUAACUGUCUGCAAAUCAAGGCUGCAGCUGUGGGAGCAGUGGUGGGAGUGACGGCUCUUUGAAGGGAAUCAGAUCUUAUGUCUACGUUUCUUUAUGAGAGCAGGACUUUGUUCACUUGUUUUCCCUUUCUAGCAAGAAUAAGAGCAGAUCAAUUAUAGGCCUAACACAGUCAUGAGGAUAACAUGUUUCAUGCAGCUCUAUCAUCACGGUUUCUUUUAAAGGAAUAAUUUGACAUUUUGGUGAAAAACCCACAUCUCUGUGCAGCAAACAACUAAAAAUAGUAUCCACAGUGGAAAUCAUCAAGGACACAUAUUUGGCAGCGUGUUCCCCGGUUAGUGAGAAGGGAAGGUGGGAGCAUAGAACUCCCUUCCUUAUGAGUUUGACCUAUUCAUACCAAGCGAUAGAGAAAGGUCUGACCACAGAAGCACACGUACAGACAGUGAAGUAUGUUUGUGGAUGUCUUCCACUGUGGAGCGUUGAUGCUCUGCUGCACGAGGCUCUGUGUGGCCCUGCACGUCUCACACGGACAGCAGCUGAUCUCGGCUCGCGGCCACACAGCGACAGAGCACACCUUCCCAUCAACAGCGUCCACCCUCCCUCACUAUGCACCUUGCUUUUUGGAUGACAUAAUUGCUGUUUUGCGAGAAGGUGUUGGGAACGACGGUGAACUCACAAACUCCACUUUGACUCAGUUUGGAAUCUGCAAAGUAUCUGAGAGCUCAUCAGGCUCAGUCUUAUUACAGCUUGCUAUGAAAACAAGGAGAAAUGGAUUGGAGCUUUUGCAUCCCACUGGAGUGCUCUGGGCAGAGGAAGAUGAGAGGGGAACGCUCAUGUUGACCUUUGACCUCCCACCGUCUCCUUUGCUCAACCUGAACCCUGUGCUGCUCUUGGCAUUUCAAAGCCCCCCAACGAAAGGAAACCUGGACGUCACUUUCACUAGUCAGUCGCUGCAUCCUCACACACAGUCUGUGUGCAUUUCAGGAAAAACGCAGUACAUAAUGCUGACAGGAAAAGCAUCAGAGGGCAACGUUCACCAGAAAUGGAAGAUUUCUGUUGAUACAAAAAAACCUGAUUUGAACCGAAGCCUACGAAACAUCCUUAUUGGUGGAAAAUCAGGAAUUAGCAUCAGUAUGACUCCACUUCUGCUUUUCUCUGGAGAAAGAGGAACUGAUUUAAGAUACACACACACGUCAGAGUUAUCCCGGGCCUCUUCACAGACCUCCUUCCUCUGUGAGCUGAAGCGUUUCCUGUGUGACGUCCAGCCUCAAGACCCCCCUGAGUCCCCUCCACUCCAGCUGGACUCCUUACAGUCCAUGCCCCCCCUGACACUGGGCUUAUCCUCCAGCGACACCCUGCUUGCAGGACUGAUCAACUCCUCUUCUCCUACCAUAUUCUCCUUCACUGGCCAGGGCUCAGUGCUUCAGGUGUAUCGUGGCGAGUUAGCCUUGUCUCCUGCACUGCUGGAGGAGAUGAAGCAGAGGUUGGAGCAGACUGGGAUUCAGGUAAUGGAGGUACUGCGAGAUGAGGAAGAGGAGGUGGGUCACAGAGCCACGCAGAGGCUGGGAAGGCUCAAAGAACUCUGCGUUUCCAAAGAAGGAACCGGCAGCAGAACAGGAGAGAUCCAGUACCGUGCCUUUCUUCUGUUGCGGGCCCUUCAGACGAUGGCCCGUGCAUAUGAGCUGCAGAGAGGAUUGCGGUCUACCAGAGAUGGCACCCACAACCCAGUGGGGGGCAACAUAUGUGGGCUGAAGAGCCUCACCGUGUCCCUUGAAAAGCAUCUUGUGGGACCAAACACCGCCAACAUCAACAACUGCCAUGGCUCUUGUGCUUUCCCCCUGGUCAAUGGCAACAACCAUGCGGUCCUGCUCAACUCCCACAUUGAGAGUGCGAAUGUGGACGAGCGGGCGCCAUGCUGUGUGCCUGUAACCUACGAAGCCCUGGAGGUGGUGGAAUUGAACGACCAUGGGACUUACAUCUCCAUUAAACCAGAUAUGAUAGCAAAGGAGUGCGGGUUGCCGCUAAAGCUUUUUCUUUUUGGAGUGUAUUUGCGACACGAAAUAUAUUUAUACAUAUUUAACACAGCCUGUUUGUCACUCGUAAGUGUCACAUAAUUGUUAGUUAACUGUCAUGUAUGUAUUCGCACAGUAUUAAUUCACAGAGGGCUGUAUCCCUUCACAUAUAUAGACAAUGUAUUAUUUGCAGUAUUCUCACACUUAGAUAUAUUUAAGUUUAUUCAAACCAAAAAUAUAAGUAUUAUGAUAUAUUAUUCUGUAAAUAAUCAUUUUUUAUUAUUAUUAUUAUUUGAAUUUGUAUUCAAGGGAAAACUUCUUAUCCACAAAAAGAUUCCAGUUGUUUUUGAAAAUAUUGUUCUCAAACUACCAAAUUAAUAACUUAAAC
This is a messenger RNA of Cottoperca gobio, 2479 nucleotides long. RefSeq names its product anti-Mullerian hormone (gene amh). The record is from RefSeq and is a predicted model, not a curated record. NCBI's taxonomy places the organism in Eukaryota, Metazoa, Chordata, Actinopteri, Perciformes, Bovichtidae. Gene Ontology annotation, molecular function: growth factor activity. Gene Ontology annotation, biological process: gonad development.